GUGUGGUGGCAGUUCGUCUGUCAAAAUUACUAGAAAAAAUUCCCAAGGUGAAGUCGAGAAAUAAUCAUCCUAAUGUGUUCUACAGUUGUGAAAACGGACUAACAGCAAAUUAAAUGUCAGUGAUGAACGAGGUUAAAUUUUGAUACCGCCCAACGAUUGAUGUAUGAAGCCCGACAGUCGAUUUCACGGUACACAUUUAUAACUUUCAACAACAAUACUAUUAGUUAAAACGUCACUCGGCCGAAAAUAUUAUUUGUUAUUAUAAUUUACGCUGUGCAAAAGAUAUUAACGAUGCCACUGUUUGGAAAGUCGCAAAAGAGCCCCCAGGACGUGGUGAAGGCGCUCAAAGAGGCCGUCAAUUCGUUGGAGAAAGGCGACAAAAAAGCUGAGAAAGCUCAAGAGGAUGUCAGCAAAAAUUUGGUCCUGAUAAAGAACAUGCUGUAUGGGACGUCCGAUGCGGAACCGCAGGCCGACAUAAUCGUGGCGCAGCUGGCCCAGGAAUUGUACAACAACAAUCUGCUGCUGUUGCUGAUCCAAAAUCUAAACCGUAUCGACUUCGAGGGCAAAAAAGAUGUGGCUCAAGUGUUCAACAACAUACUAAGAAGGCAAAUAGGCACCAGGUCACCCACUGUUGAAUACAUCUGUACCAAACCUGAGAUUUUAUUUACCCUUAUGACUGGAUAUGAACAUCAAGAAAUUGCCUUAAACUGUGGAACAAUGUUAAGGGAGUGUGCAAGAUAUGAGGCUUUGGCCAAAAUAAUGUUGUAUUCAGAUGAUUUCUACAAUUUUUUCAAUUAUGUGGAGGUGUCCACUUUUGAUAUUGCCUCAGACGCUUUUUCUACAUUUAAGGAACUGUUGACAAGGCAUAAAUUGUUGUGUGCUGAUUUCCUAGAGGCAAAUUACGACAAAGUAUUCAGUCACUAUCAAAGACUGUUGAAUUCUGAAAAUUAUGUGACUCGCCGUCAAAGUCUGAAACUACUUGGAGAAUUACUCUUAGACAGGCAUAAUUUUACAGUAAUGACAAAAUAUAUAUCUAAUCCAGACAAUCUUAAACUUAUGAUGAAUAUGUUGAAAGAGAGAUCAAGAAAUAUUCAAUUCGAAGCUUUCCACGUAUUUAAGGUGUUUGUGGCAAAUCCAAACAAGCCGAAACCAAUCCUGGACAUCCUGCUGCGCAACCAGGAAAAACUGGUAGAAUUCCUGAUGAGGUUCCACACGGACCGAGCGGAGGACGAACAAUUCAACGACGAGAAGGCGUAUCUGAUUAGACAAAUAAGAGAGCUGAGGCCCGUCCAGGGACAUUAAUAAAAACGAUAAUAUGUUGCACAACCAUAUGUACUUGUCAAUAUCGUUUCGUGUUUGAUGACAAAAAUCAACUAAACCACAUUUAUUUAAUUUCAACUAAACCGAACAGAUCACUGUUUCAAAAACUGGCCGACCGAUGCCACCUCUGGGUGUUCGUGGCUUGUCAUAGGCGGACCUUUUUGUUCUUUGAAAUUGUAGUUGAAUAUGAACGAAGCAGGCUGUGAGGUUUUUUUAGACAAUGUUGUGGUGAUUUGCAGGCUGGAACUGUGCUAUAGAUUUUGUGAUUUGAAUUUUUGAACUGAAUUCGUUUUUUAAAUUGUUGUUGAUUGACAUUGAUUGAAUUUGUUUUGCAGCUUGCUUUGCUUGACAAAGGACGCUUAUUUUAAUAAUCAAAAAAAUUGUUAUGUGCACUUUUUUUCAUUUCACAUCCAAAUAGUUUAGCUGAUUUUUGUUUUAAUUUUGACAUUACGUAAUUAUUUGCAUAAAAACAUUUUUCAAAGGACGAUUAUGUAAUGUUUUUAUUAUUUUGUAGACAUUAAAUUAUUACUAUAUUUAUAUAAGAGAUAAUAAACAAGUUUUUAAUUUUCA
Messenger RNA from Aethina tumida (small hive beetle), 1890 nucleotides. RefSeq names its product protein Mo25 (gene Mo25). Lineage: Eukaryota; Metazoa; Arthropoda; Insecta; Coleoptera; Nitidulidae. The transcript has 5 exons. The record is from RefSeq and is a predicted model, not a curated record. Gene Ontology annotation, biological process: intracellular signal transduction. Gene Ontology annotation, molecular function: protein serine/threonine kinase activator activity. The coding region runs from base 292 to 1302 and encodes 336 amino acids.